CCUGUGCCAGGGAGGAGGGGGACUCUGGGGCCCUGUGCCAGGGAGGACGGGGAGUCUGGCCCCUGUGCCAGAGAGGACGGGGAGUCUGGCCCCUGUGCCAGGGAGGAGGGGGACUCUGGGGCCCUAUGCCAGGGAGGAUGGGGAAUCUGGCCCCUGUGCCAGGGAGGACGGGGAAUCUGGCCCCUGUGCCAGGGAGGACGGGGAACCUGGCCCCUGUGCCAGGGAGGACGGGGAGUCUGGCCCCUGUGCCAGGGAGGAGGGGGACUCUGGGCCCCUGUGCCAGGGAGGAUGGGGAAUCUGGCCCUGUGCCAGGGAGGAUGGGGAAUCUGGCCCUGUGCCAGGGAGGACGGAGAACCUGGCCCCUGUGCCAGAGAGGACGGGGAGUCUGGGCCCCUGUGCCAGGGAGGAGGGGGACUCUGGGGCCCUAUGCCAGGGAGGAUGGGGAAUCUGGCUCCUGUGCCAGAGAGGACGGGGAGUCUGGCCCCUGUGCCAGGGAGGAGGGGGACUCUGGGGCCCUAUGCCAGGGAGGAUGGGGAAUCUGGCCCUGUGCCAGGGAGGACGGGGAGUCUGGCCCCUGUGCCAGGGAGGAUGGGGAGUCUGGCCCCUGUGCCAGGGAGGUGGGGGAGUCUGGCCCCUGUGCCAGGGAGGUGGGGGAGUCUGGCCCCUGUGCCAGGGAGGACAGAGAACCUGGCCCCUGUGCCAGAGAGGACGGGGAGUCUGGGCCCCUGUGCCAGGGAGGAGGGGGACUCUGGGGCCCUAUGCCAGGGAGGAUGGGGAAUCUGGCCCCUGUGCCAGGGAGGACGGGGAGUCUGGCCCCUGUGCCAGGGAGGAGGGGGACUCUGGGGCCCUAUGCCAGGGAGGAUGGGGAAUCUGGCCCUGUGCCAGGGAGGACGGGGAGUCUGGCCACUGUGCCAGGGAAGAUGGGGAGUCUGGCCCCUGUGCCAGGGAGGAUGGGGAGUCUGGCCCCUGUGCCAGGGAGGUGGGGGAGUCUGGCCCCUGUGCCAGGGAGGACAGAGAACCUGGCCCCUGUGCCAGAGAGGACGGGGAGUCUGGGCCCCUGUGCCAGGGAGGAAGGGGAAUCUGGCCCCUGUGCUAGAGAGGACGGGGAGUCUGGGCCCCUGCAGGUGGGGGGGGGCGGGAUGAGGAACAUGGAAGUAGCGCAUUUGCUGGGAGGGGGCGGCGAGAUCCAGGUUCUCCCUGUGGCGGCUCCGUGGAGGAGCCCGGGGUGUGGGAAACGAGCCAUCUGAAGAGGCUGGAAGCUGGGGGGGGGGGGGCCUCGCCCCCGUGUCUGCUGGAAACCACUUGGCGGACAGCGGAGAUGGGCCGGACCGAGCCGGCCACUGCACUCCCAGAGGAAGGGGAAGCACAAGGUCCCGGGGGAUGCUGGAGCCGGAGGCGGGGAGGGGGGGGGGGGCGUUCUGAGCCGGCGAUGGGGGCUCGGAGCAUGAGGCCCCGGCAGCGGGGAGACGCCCGGCCCAGAGCGGAGCGUGGGGGGCCGAAGGCAGGAGAACCCCUGCCCGGGGAAGGUCAAGGCCUCGGGCGCCUGGGAAAGCGUGAGGGACUGGAGGGGGCCGGGGCUUCUGGCCCAGAAUGGCCGCGCUGGGCCCGGAGCAGGACCAGGGGGCCGGCACAGCCGGGGACGCUGCUUCCCUCGAGGCGCUCGUUUCAUCCCCGGGACAGGAUGGGUCGGAGCCACCGCAUCUGCGGAGAGACUCGGUCCCCAGCCUGAUGUGGGAGUGUGGGCAAGAGGCGGCCCUGGGGAGCUGCCCCGAAGCAGUCUCCGAGAUGGAGAGGGCCGGGCCUGGGGGCCUCGGAGGUGAGGGAGGGGCCGGGCCUGGGGGGUGAGGGAGGAGCCGGGCCUGGGGGCCUCGGAGGUGAGGGAGGGGCCGGGCCUGGGAGGCCUCGGAGGUGAGGGAGGGGCCGGGCCUGGGGGGUGAGGGAGGGGCCGGGCCUGGGGGCCUCGGAGGUGAGGGAGGGGCCGGGCCUGGGGGCCUCGGAGGUGAGGGAGGGGCCGGGGUGGAGAUGAGAAGGGGCCGUGGGCCCGGAGCUGGAGGGCGGAGCGCUGGUCCUCGACCCCCGCGGCCACCAUCACCUCUUGGCCGUGGGCAGUACUGGCGCACACAGGUGCCAAACUAAAGCGCUUCAGGCUUAGGCUUUGCUGAGUUUCCCCCCUUUACAGAUGAAGAAACUUGUCUCGGAGCCGGGAAUUGUCCCGCGUCCCGUCUCAGAGCAGUUUGGGGUUUAAAGCCCGAGCUUUCUCCGAGGCCUCUUUCUGCUCCCAGGGACGAAUGGAGCUGGGGAGGGCUUAGAGACCAGCCCUGUUUCCCUCGGGAAGUGGAAGCCAGGGCAAGGAAGGGGGCGGGCACCGGGCACCUCGCAGGUGUCCGGGGCUUUCCAAGUAUCACCCUGCUGGAUCAUCCCUAACGUGGGCAAAGAGCCCUCAUAAUCCCCAUUUUACAGCUGAAGCCACCGAGGCAGGACUGAAGGACCCCGAGGCUGCUCUUCCAUCUUCUCCCUGACUCGUGUGCUGGCACUCGGUGCCCAGAAUUCUCUGCCAGCCUCAGGGAGCACCCGGUCUCAGGGAGCCAUGCUCAGGCCCGCCACUAGGUGGUGCUCCAGCCCAAGGGACGGAGCGUGUGGGCAUCCCAGAGCCGCUGGUGGUUAGAAUGGGCCAGGGGGCUCGCCGUCCUCCUCCUCCUCUCCUCCCCCCCCCUCCUCUGGGAGGGUGAAGCAAACGAAGCAAAGGAGCCUCCUCCGGGGCCUCCCCCCAGCCCGCGCCCACAGG
Messenger RNA from Antechinus flavipes (yellow-footed antechinus), 2785 nucleotides. RefSeq names its product mucin-19-like. The record is from RefSeq and is a predicted model, not a curated record. Lineage: Eukaryota; Metazoa; Chordata; Mammalia; Dasyuromorphia; Dasyuridae. Bases 126 to 1247 code for a protein of 373 amino acids. The transcript has 2 exons.